GCAUUUCCCUUGUCACAAGGCAACGUCCGAAAGCAAACAAACCAACUAACCUUUAAAUAAAUCCGGCUCGGACCUGAACCGGAUUUCCCAACAGCCCCAUGAAUAAGCCCAAACUGGAAACAAUCCGUUGAAACGGAAAUGGAUCAGACGGAACUCCAAGAGCCCAUACUCUCAGACCGUGUGCUCAUCAGCGGAACCGAAACGCCAUUAACAUUGACCGCCGACGGACAACUCCAGUGCUCCGACCGGUCCUUGACGGUGGAGAAAGAAAUCCUCGGUUUCUAUGUCGAAGGCUCCAAAAUCAAAAUCAAGGCUAUUGUCGAGAGCGGAGCUGGAAUCAAUUGUUUCGGGAACAGAGGAGCUCCGGUGAGGAAGACCUUCGUGUUCGAGCCUUCAUCACAGGAUUCUCUGCGGCUUUGGUCUCUAAAGCUCCAAGAAUACAUUGAUUCUCUCGGUCGGCCGAAGAGGCUAUUUAUAUUCGUAAACCCAUUUGGAGGGAAGAAAUCUGCUUCAAAAAUUUUUCUUGAUGAUGUAAAACCCCUACUCGAGGAUGCUAAUGUCGAAUAUACACUGCAAGAAACUAAAUAUCAGCUUCAUGCGAAGGAAAUCACUCAAACAUUGGAUCUCACGAAAUAUGAUGGAAUCGUUUGUGUUAGUGGGGAUGGAAUCUUGGUUGAGGUAGUAAAUGGACUGCUUGAAAGGGAGGAUUGGAAUGAUGCAAUAAAAAUGCCUCUUGGAGUAGUACCUGCAGGUACAGGAAAUGGUAUGAUAAAAUCUCUUUUGGAUUCAGUUGGUGAUCCAUGUACAGCCUCUAAUGCUAUUCUUUCUGUGAUUCGAGGACACAAGCGUUCACUGGAUAUAGCUACUAUCUUGCAAGGGGAGACUAGGUUCUUUAGUGUCUUGAUGCUUGCAUGGGGUUUGGUGGCAGAUAUUGACAUCGAGUCUGAGAGAUAUAGGUGGAUGGGAAGUGCUCGUAUUGAUUUCUAUGCUUUUCAACGGAUAUUUAAUCUGAGGAAAUACAACGGUCGAAUUAUGUUUGUACCUGCGCCUGGUUAUGAAUCUCAUGGAGAGCCAAGCAGUCAAAAGGGUGAAUCUAUUCGCAAACCAAAUAUCUGCAAUUCAAGUCUAGAAAUGCCUGUGAAGCUUCAGCAGGGUGGCUACAGUGGUCCUAAUGUUGACUUGGAAAAUUUAAAUUGGAGGAAGAUUGAUGGUCCGUUUGUUUCAGUCUGGCUUCAUAAUGUACCGUGGGGAGGUGAAGACACCAUGGCAGCACCUAAUGCUGAAUUCUCAGAUGGGUAUUUGGACUUGAUUUUGAUUAGGGAUUGCCCAAAGUUCCCAUUGCUAACAUUGAUGACUGAAUUGAGCAACGGAGGCCAUGUCAAAUCACCACAUGUCUUGUACCUUAAGGUGAAGGCAUUCAUUCUGGAGCCUGGUCCACGAGCUGACGACCUAACCAAGGAGGGGAUCAUAGAUGCAGAUGGUGAGGUCCUGGCCAGAGGAAAAGGAACAUACGAGUGUAACCAGAAGACCCUGAUGACCUACGACAAGCUCCAAAUCACGGUGGACCAAGGUUUAGCUACUCUAUUUUCUCCUAUCUAGAAUAUUAUCUCAUGGAUCGAUUGUUGCAAUUCCGCGGAUCUUUGAGAAAAAAAAAAAGAAGAGUAAUUUCACAGGUUAUGUGACGAAUUCUGUUUCAUAUAGAAUCACGAAGAAAAUAUGUAUAGGUAUAAGAAAGAAGAAACAACAUCGUUAUCUUAAAUUAUUUGUCUAAUUGGCUUUUUGAUUCAUCUUAGAAACAGUUGAUUGUUUUUUUG
Molecule: messenger RNA, 1814 nt
Organism: Ilex paraguariensis (yerba mate)
Lineage: Eukaryota; Viridiplantae; Streptophyta; Magnoliopsida; Aquifoliales; Aquifoliaceae
Source: the annotation of a GenBank genome assembly